Molecule: messenger RNA, 1376 nt
Organism: Arabidopsis arenosa
Lineage: Eukaryota; Viridiplantae; Streptophyta; Magnoliopsida; Brassicales; Brassicaceae
Source: the annotation of a GenBank genome assembly
GACGCUCUCUCUCGAUCCCAAUUUCGUUGUACAGAAGAAAGCAAAAGAGAGAAACACCCGACCCGGAAUCUGACCCGAAAACCCGGAAGAAUCGAAGAAUGGGGAAAGAUGGUCUGAGCGACGAUCAGGUCUCAUCGAUGAAGGAAGCCUUCAUGCUAUUCGACACCGAUGGCGACGGCAAAAUCGCGCCGUCAGAGCUCGGGAUCCUCAUGCGAUCUCUCGGCGGAAACCCGACCCAAGCCCAGCUGAAAUCCAUAAUCGCAUCGGAAAACCUCUCUUCUCCGUUUGAUUUCAACAGAUUCCUCGAUCUCAUGGCAAAACACCUAAAGACGGAACCUUUCGAUCGCCAGCUUCGUGACGCAUUCAAAGUGCUCGAUAAGGAAGGUACAGGGUUCGUUGCUGUAGCGGAUCUGAGGCAUAUUCUCACCAGUAUUGGAGAGAAGCUGGAGCCUAAUGAGUUCGAUGAGUGGAUCAAGGAGGUGGAUGUUGGAUCCGAUGGGAAGAUCCGGUAUGAAGAUUUCAUAGCAAGGAUGGUCGCUAAGUGAGAUCUAUAAUCUUUGUUUUGAAAAUUUGAAACUUUUAAGAAGAGAUUCUUUGUUUUUUCACUUGUUUGUUUGAUUUCGAGCGAAUCCUAGCUAGGGUUUGUUUUAUCAUUGUGGUUUUGCUUACUAACUUUAUCUUCUUCAUGUUUGUUUUCAUUUUUCAAUGGAAAUGUUGUCUGUGUGAUUCCUCUUUAUCUUAUCUAAUCACUAAGAAUGUGAAGAUUUGUCCUUUAUGCCUUUGUAAUUCGGUGGAUUGGAUCAAGGAGUCUCAUUGAUUCACAAUGUGGUAACUUUUCGCUCUUUGGAUUGUGAAAUGUGCUUGAUUUCGAUAGCUAACAUUGAAUUGUUUUUAGUAUUUUUUUUGUUUAAGACUUGGUUUCAUGUUCUGCAUCGUAUAGUAGUCUUCUGAAUGAGAUACCAUCUUCUUGUUUCAUACCCUUAUCAUGGCACGAUUCUGUGACCACUGACCAGGACUGUGUCUUGUUGGUAUAUGAAAUGGAAAGUAAAAAGAUUUUGAAAUGAUUUUAAGAUCUUCUGUUGCUCUUAAGCUUGUGCUGUUCGAUAUCCUUGGCUCGGUGUUGUUAUGUUGCUGUUGGAUGUUGUUAUGUUGUUUGUCUUUUGGGAAGGUAUGUUGUACCUAGAUAACAUAGAAGUUCUUCAUGGUUUAAGGUAAUAAAGAUUAUGAUGGCUCAUCAGAACACUUUGAAACAGCUUAUGCCACUGACAUUGUAAUUCAUGUUCUUGAAACGGUAGUUUUUGACUUGGUUUUGGUUCUUGUUAUGGUAUAGUUCUCUUAUGUAGAUGGUAAGGCGCAAAUGAAAUUUCAGUCUGAUG